ACAUGACACUCUACUCUCUCUCUCUCUCAGUGUAAUGCUACAAAUUCUCAGAUAAAACUCUGUUGUUCUUCCAACAAUAACAAUCAUGGCCGAACACCAAAACAAGAUGUGUCUUUUCACCGCUACCAACAACGGUUUUUUUUCUCGACCUUGCAAAAUGCGGUGUUAUGAAUUUCCAAGAGAAGCAAAGACUGGUCCGUGAAGUUGCUCGUCAGUCCAAAGAUGCCCCGGAUAUUCUUCAAUCAUUUACUCGCCGGGAACUCCUAGAAUUAAUCUGUGCUGAAUUAGGCAAAAAAAGGAAGUACACUGGAUAUACUAAGGGUCAGAUGAUAGAAUAUCUUCUGAAGUUAAUUUCUAAGAAAUCCAACUUGUACGUCGACCAAAAUGCUCUUGCUCAUUCUCCUGCCAAAAUUUGCGUAGGAUCUAAAAGGAAAAAAGGACCCCCUUCUCUUGAUUUACGUAAUGUUCAAAUAGAGAACACGAAUGAGGAAACAACAAAAACCUUAGUUUGUCGGAAUGUGGCAUGCAAAGCUACACUGAAACCAGAAGAUUCAUUUUGCAAGAGAUGUUCUUGUUGUAUAUGCCGUUGUUACGACGAUAGCAAGGAUCCUAGUCUGUGGUUGACCUGCACCUCUAAUAAACCGAAUGAAGAGUCAUGUGGAAUGUGGUGUCAUUUGCAAUGUGCUUUGAGUAAUCAAAUGUCUUGCAUUUUGAAGGGAAGUCGCGGUGUAACCUUGGAUGGAAGCUUCUGUUGUGUUUCUUGUGGAAAAAUUAAUGAAUUAAUGAGGACAUGGAGAAAGCAAUUAUUGGUUGCCAGAGAAGCAAGAAGAGUGGAUAUACUCUCUGUGCGAAUUUCCUUAGCCCACAUAAUUCUCACAGGAACGAAAGUAUACACGGAAGUGCAUAAGAUCGUAGAAACCGUUCUCGAAUUAUUGGAGAAUGAAGCGGGACCUCUGGAUCACGUAUAUGCUAGGAUGACGCGUGGAAUUGUGAGCAGGCUCUCAUGCGGUGCUGAGGUUCAGAAGUUGUGCUCUACUGCAGUUGAAUGUUUUGAUUUAAAGUUUUCUAAACUCUUUUCUAGUUGUGAAGAAAAGAAAGAAGCACCAACAUGUUCUUUACAUUUCGAAGAGUGUCUUCCCACCUCAGUGGUCAUUGUGCUUGAAUACAAAGACAAACUCUUAAAGAACUUUCUAGGCUGCAGGCUUUGGCACAGAAUAUCAUCAACGGACUACCCCGAACAACCGACUUUCAUUGUUUUGAGGCCCGAGAAAAGAUUCAAAUUAGAAAACCUCACACCUUCAACUGAGUACUCUUGCAAGGCUUCUAUAUUCAGUAGCACAGGGAUUUUGGGUGCAGCAGAAGCUAAAUGGAUGACACCUUGUGAACUGCCAUCAAAAUUUGUUUGA
Lathyrus oleraceus (garden pea) is the source of this 1406-nucleotide messenger RNA. RefSeq names its product VIN3-like protein 2. The record is from RefSeq and is a predicted model, not a curated record. Gene Ontology annotation, biological process: vernalization response; epigenetic regulation of gene expression. The coding region runs from base 168 to 1406 and encodes 412 amino acids. The transcript has 2 exons. Lineage: Eukaryota; Viridiplantae; Streptophyta; Magnoliopsida; Fabales; Fabaceae.